AUGGGUGCCGAAGCCAACGGAUCGUGCCUCUGCGGAGCCGUCAACAUCCACGUCGCUGGUGAUCCCCUUGAGGUGCGCCUCUGCUACUGCACCGACUGCCGCAAGGUCUCUGGCGGCACCAACAGCGUAAACUGGUGCGUGCAGUCGGGCCAGGUCUCGAUCCAGACGGCGGCCGGCGUGUCGCUGUCGUCCGUCGCCGUUAAGGCCGACUCGGGCGCCUGCAUGACGGGCUUCUUCUGCCCCAAGUGCGGCACCACCCUCUACCGUCAGAGCACCGCCUUCCGCGGCCUGCUCUUCGUCAAGGCCGGCGUCUUUGACGACCACGUGCUCGACGCCCGCAGGCCCCAGGUCGAGGCCUACGUCGUGCACAGGCCCGUGUGGAUGUGUGCGCUUGCUGGAGCGGACCAGAAGCAUGAGGGCUGA
Pyricularia oryzae 70-15 is the source of this 423-nucleotide messenger RNA. RefSeq lists its product as uncharacterized. NCBI's taxonomy places the organism in Eukaryota, Fungi, Ascomycota, Sordariomycetes, Magnaporthales, Pyriculariaceae. The coding region runs from base 1 to 423 and encodes 140 amino acids. The transcript is spliced from 2 exons. Gene Ontology annotation, molecular function: carbon-sulfur lyase activity. The record is from RefSeq and is a predicted model, not a curated record.